AUGGCCUCAAAUAAUCGUCUCUCCCAAAUUUCAGGCCACCUCAGCAAUACACACAGCCGAGGUCUCUUGGCGAAUGAGGUCGCCAUCAUUACUGGCGCCGGUCAAGGCAUCGGACGUAGUGCAGCACUCCUCUUCGCCAAAGAGGGUGCCAAAGUCGUCAUCAGCGACAUCGACGCAACAAAACUCAUCUCCGUGGCCGCCGAAAUUGAGGCACUCGCAGGCUCCGGGAAUGUCCUUUCAGUAGCAGGCGACGUCGGUGCAGAUGACUUUCCGAAAAAGAUCGUUGAUGCUACAGUCAAGGCAUUUGGAAAAAUCAACCACAUCGUCAAUAAUGCUGGGUUCACAUUUGACAAGAUGCUUCAUACUACCCCCGACGAAGCGUUCGACGUGAUACUCAAGAUUCACGUACGGGCACCUUUUAGACUGGUGAGGCAGGCAGCACCCUAUUUCCGAGUGAAGGGCUCCACAGAAAACCGCUCCAUAAUCAACGUUUCCUCUACUACUGGCCUCCACGGGAAUGUCGGACAGGCAAACUAUGCCGCAGCCAAGUCCGCGGUUAUCGGUCUCACCAAGACCAUCGCGAAGGAGUGGGGUCCGUUUGGUGUGCGCGCGAAUACCAUUGCGUUUCGGUUUGAUGUUAUCUCGUUGAAAUGGAUACGCCCUAGAUUGACGGCCGCGAAGGAAGCUGGAGCGACGAUAGAGAUUGAUGGAAAAAAGGUUGCGUUGGGUGUACCCGGGGCUAAGGCAUCUUCCUCCCCCGAGGAAUAUCCCCUCAUUCCGCUUCGCCGCGGAGGGACGUCAGAUGAAGCGGCUGCCUGCUAUGUUAUUGUGAGUAUUUCCGUUUCCUCAUUCCGGAAUUGGAUUCUUAGCGCUUGCAGCCUCGCCUCGCCACUCGCGUCCUAUGUUUCAGGUCACACAUUGGAAGUCACCGGAGGUGCUGGUAUUUAG
This is a messenger RNA of Desarmillaria tabescens, 948 nucleotides long. RefSeq lists its product as uncharacterized. The transcript has 5 exons. NCBI's taxonomy places the organism in Eukaryota, Fungi, Basidiomycota, Agaricomycetes, Agaricales, Physalacriaceae. Gene Ontology annotation, molecular function: oxidoreductase activity, acting on the CH-OH group of donors, NAD or NADP as acceptor. The record is from RefSeq and is a predicted model, not a curated record. Bases 1 to 948 code for a protein of 315 amino acids.